Molecule: messenger RNA, 3048 nt
Organism: Varanus komodoensis (Komodo dragon)
Lineage: Eukaryota; Metazoa; Chordata; Lepidosauria; Squamata; Varanidae
Gene: ERCC2
Product: ERCC excision repair 2, TFIIH core complex helicase subunit
Exons: 20
Coding region: 117-2822 (901 amino acids)
Biological process (GO): nucleotide-excision repair; positive regulation of mitotic recombination; transcription by RNA polymerase II
Cellular component (GO): nucleus
Molecular function (GO): damaged DNA binding; hydrolase activity, acting on acid anhydrides, in phosphorus-containing anhydrides; DNA helicase activity
Source: RefSeq, a predicted model, not a curated record
GUUCUGGCCAAUGCGACACGAGCGCGACAAGAAGGGUUUCUGCUGCGGGAGGACCGGAGUGAGAACUGCUGCUUCGCGUGGCUGCAGCGGCCAAUAAGCGUGGCGUGGAAGAGACCAUGAAGCUGAACAUCGACGGCCUGCUGGUGUACUUCCCCUAUGACUACAUCUACCCGGAGCAGUAUUCCUACAUGCUGGAGCUCAAGAGGACCUUGGACGCCAAGCGUGAACCCGGAGCCACGGCCUGUUCUCCCCCCGCUCCCGGAGUAGAACGGCGGGGGACGCGUGGCGUGGCGUGGCUGGCAACACGCGGCUGUGAAGGGCCCCGCCUGUUUCUCCCGCAGGGUCACGGCGUGCUGGAAAUGCCCUCAGGCACUGGAAAGACCAUCUCCCUCUUGUCCCUGAUCGUGGCCUACCAGCGCGCUCACCCUCUGGAUGUCACAAAACUCAUUUACUGCUCCAGAACUGUGCCUGAGAUUGAGAAGGUCAUUGAGGAACUGAGGAAGCUUCUGGACUUCCAUGAGAAGCAAAUGCGAGAGAAGCUGCCCUUCCUGGGCCUGGCGCUCAGCUCCAGGAAGAACCUGUGCAUCCACCCAGAGGUGAGUGCCUUCCGCUUCGGGAAGGAGGUGGACGGGAAGUGCUUCAGCCUGACGGCCUCGUACGUGCGAGCGCAGCGCCAGCAGGACAGCAGCGUCCCUUCGUGCAGCUUCUUUGAGGAGUUUGAUGCCCACGGCCGGCAGGUGCCUCUCCCGUACGGCGUGUACAACCUGGACAACCUGAAGGCCUUCGGGCGGCAGAAGGGCUGGUGCCCCUACUUCCUCGCCCGAUACGCGCUCCUGCACGCCAACAUAGUGGUGUACAGCUACCACUAUCUCCUGGAUCCCAAGAUCGCCGACAUGGUCUCCAAGGAGCUGGCCAAGAGAUCCGUGGUCGUCUUCGACGAGGCUCACAAUAUUGACAAUGUCUGCAUUGAUUCCAUGGGUGUCAACAUCACGCGCAAGAUGCUGGAUCGUUGCCAGGGCAACGUGGCCACUCUGCAAGCCACCAUCCAGAAGAUCAAGGAGACGGAUGCGGAGAAGCUGAAGGAGGAGUACAGGCGCCUGGUGGAGGGGCUGCGGGAGGCCAACAUCGCCCGGGAAACUGACGUCUACCUGGCCAACCCGGUGCUGCCGGACGAGGUCCUCCGAGAGUCCGUGCCGGGCAACAUCCGGACCGCGGAGCACUUCGUGGGCUUCCUGAAGCGCUUCCUGGAGUACCUGAAGUCUCGGCUGCGGGUGCAUCACGUGGUCCAGGAGAGCCCCCCGUCUUUUCUGAAGGACGUCUUCGAAAAGGUCUGCAUCGAGCGCAAGCCCCUCCGGUUCUGUGCCGAGCGGCUGCACUCCCUCCUUCGCACGCUGGAGAUUUCCGACAUCGCCGACUUCUCCCCCAUCACCCUGAUCGCCAACUUCGCCACGCUGGUCAGCACGUACUCCAAGGGUUUUACCAUCAUCAUCGAGCCCUUUGAUGAGCGGACCCCCACCAUCACCAACCCGGUCCUGCACUUCAGCUGCAUGGACGCCUCCAUCGCCAUCAAGCCGGUCUUCGAGCGCUUCCAGUCCGUCAUCAUCACCUCGGGAACGCUCUCCCCGCUGGACAUCUAUCCCAAGAUCCUGGACUUCCGGCCGGUGACCAUGGCCACGUUCACGAUGACUCUGGCCAGGACCUGCCUGUGCCCCAUGGUGGUGGGGCGUGGGAAUGACCAGGUGGCCAUCAGCUCCAAGUUCGAGACGCGGGAAGAUAUCGCGGUGAUCCGGAAUUACGGCAACCUGCUGCUGGAGAUGUCCGCCAUCGUCCCGGACGGCAUCGUGGCCUUCUUCACCAGCUACCAGUACAUGGAGAACAUCGUCGCCUCGUGGUACGAGCAGGGGAUCUUGGAGAACAUUCAGCGCAACAAGCUCAUCUUCAUAGAGACGCAGGAUGGCGCCGAGACGAGCGUGGCGCUGGAGAAGUACCAGGAGGCCUGCGAGAACGGCCGGGGAGCCAUCCUGCUGUCCGUGGCCCGGGGGAAGGUCUCGGAGGGCAUCGACUUUGUGCACCACUACGGGAGAGCCGUGAUCAUGUUCGGGGUGCCCUACGUCUACACGCAGAGCCGCAUCCUGAAGGUGAGCCGGGCCCGUCUGCCGCCUCCGCCUCCUCGGCCGAUCUCCUCGGCACAGGCCUUGCAAGCCGGAGAGCACCGCCUGCCUGCGCCGUGCAGAUCCCCAGGGCCUGGCAGGCACAGCAGCCGCCUCGUUGCCUGGAGAAGCUCCCCCGGGGCCUUUCCCCAGCUCCCUGGCUCCGCUGCAGGAGGGCUGCCCUGCAGGGGGCAAAGGGGGGAGCCCUCGUGCUGGGGGGCAGGUGGUCCCUUCCGGGCGCAACGGCUUGGGCCGCUUCCCAGAGGCAGGCCUGGGAAACGAGCUUCGGCGCCUGCUCUGGCCGGCCCUGCCCGGCAGCCCUUCCCGCCACGCAGCCGGCCUCCCGGAGGGGCUGCAGGCUGGACUGGCAGGCUUAAUCCCCGCGCUGGCAGCCAGCCAGGAAGGCCCAGCCCCGAGAGCCACUCGUCGGCGCUUCCCGGCCGCAGCGGAGCCUCUGGGCACGUGGGGAGCAGCCUGUGGGUCGCGGCCGUCCACUGGCCUGCAGCCUUUUCGGGAGGGGCUGGCUCCCCCCAAGGCCCUAGGGGCGCCCCCAGGGGCAUCUGGCCAGCCGUGCUUUCCCAGGGCAGAGUCCUGGCUAGCAGCCUUCCCCGGAGCCUGGUCCCAGGCGGGAAGGUGCGUUGGGCAGCUCCAGCCGGGCUCUUCUGGGCGUGAGCUCUCCUGCCUCCGGCUGCCCGGCCCCUCCUUGCCUGGGGGCCUGCAAGGCACGCCUGCCCCCUUCUCCCAGCCUGGAACACCAGGAAGCAACGCCGGCUCUUCCAGGGCAGGGCAGGGGGCAGUGAUAGCACACCCAAGUGGCCCUUAGAAGGACGGGGGGGGGGCAGGAGGUGCGCCCUCCGCCGCGGCCCCCCAGCCCCCGAAAGCCUCGCAGCCCGGCUGC